AUGUCCUUUGAUGGUAAUGCUCCAGGUGAGGACGCCGCUCCCCGGGAGGGUGAGCUCCCGUUGACCACAACCGCACUAAGGCUACAUGACCAUAGGCUCUUUCAGAAGGGUGCAGUUUCCGAGGCCGGUGUCACCACCGGUGCCUCGAGCCGUCAGACUGCGUCCGCGCCUUGGCAGGUUGUGUCCCCUAGUGCUAGACAACCACCGGCCAGCCUUCCGAUAGCAGCCGGAGGAAGCUCAUCCCAAGAUAUUAGUCCGUCAGCCCAGAGUCUUUUCCAACCGACCUCCUCGACUAUGAACAGUUUGACAAUCGGCGAUCAGCGAAUCCUGCAGAAUCAAGCAAACAUUAGCAAUGUGUUUGUUCAGAACGACAGGUCGCCGUUACUCGAGCAAAUAGCUGAACAUCGCCACAAUCAGAUCAUUGGUCAGAUCGCAAACAAUUUUCAGGAGCAACUCCAAGCAAUGGGUAUGAAUGUCAUGUCGGGAGUGUCACAACUCAGAGUUGAACUUGCUCAGGCCGAAACCAGAUUAGGUAGUGAGGAGACACAGGCCAGACAGAGAUUGGCAACAGGUCAGUCGCAGCUUGACUCGCAGGCCAAUGAGAUCAACGUGGCACGAGGUGAAGCUCAAGCUUUGGCCCAAAGACUAAGCGCUGCUGAGAGCCACGCUGACGCUACCUACGCUAGGUUGCGUGAUCAACUUCACCAAGCGGAAGCUAAGGCCGUCAGCAACGCGGAUCUCCUCAAUGCUGAAAUGGACAGUGCCCGUGUCGCCGCUGCUCAGGCAACACAUGCAGUUCAGGCGACAUCUGAGGUUGAGAUUUCACGCUUGACUGCUGAAGUUAGGGAUUUCAGGGUGAUGAUGAGUCACGAGUCAGAGAAGAGAAAGAUGGCUGAAAAGGAGAAUGCUGAACUGAAAUCGCAGCUAAACCAGGCCAUCGCGGCUCUGCAGGCUCAUGCAAGCGCAACGGGGUCCGCCCCAUCUGCGCCACCGGGUCUGAUCCCUACCUAUCCCAUCAAUACUCCGCCUCAGGACGCCAAAGGGUCAAGGCCCCGACGCCACCCUGACGGGGGAGGCCCUGAUGGAGAUGAUGACGGCAGCGAUGAUGAUGACUCGAGCAGCAGUCAUAAGAAGAAAAAGAGCAAGAAGAAAGACAAGAAAAACAAGAAGAGGGAUUCCAGUUCCUCUUCUGAUCUCUCGCCCAAGCAGCUCAAGGCAAUCAUCAAGCAACUUGCCAAAGGAAAGACUAACGAGAAGGAGGAAGUUGAUGAGGAUGUAAACAAGACCAAAUCCAAGGAGGCCGAGAAGAUCCUGUUCCCCAAGUUCCCGACACCUGAACAGUACAGGAACUGGCGAAUUAGGGUUCGUGAAGCUGUAGUUGCAGCGUCCAAUAAGCCGGAUGAAGCUUUUGAAUGGCUUUCGAAGGUAUGGGACAAGGACUCUAAGGAAGAAGAGUUAAGGGACACAGGUGGCUUCUCUACUCUCGAUGCCAAGGUCUUGUCGGCAGUGACAAAUGUCCUUGAAGGUGACUUCGCGCGCCAAAUGGACACCCUCAAGGAGAGGGAGGCUCACGCCGGGAGGCUAGUGAGGGGUAGACAAAUCCUGUUUCUCCUUCAUCAGCACUUUGCUACAAACAUCCUACACAAUUCCGUGUAUGACAUGGAAGACCUCCUUUCAGUGACAUUGGUAAACGAAAACCUUGUGAUGUUCGUUAGGAACUGGGAUACGGUGCUUUCAGGCAUUCAGACCACCCCUGAAGACAAGGUUCUCGAACCGCUCUUUCAUAGGCAGGUAAAGAAAUGCAAAGCACUUCAGCACGAUAUUGCCAUCUAUGAAAGGGCUGCCGAAGGCUCCAGUGAAAGAUCGUUUAAAUUUCUCUACGACGCCGCCAAUAGCCACUUGAAUCGAAAAAGGCUCGAGAGGAACCGGGAGCGGAUUGCCAGGCAAACUGGAGCUCCUGCUGUUCCUACUGCGCCUGCACCCAAGAAAGUACCCAAAGGGUUUUGCAUCUCUUUUGUCAAGAACGGCAGUUGCAAGAAUGGUGGCAGUUGUAAAUACAAGCACCAGACGCCCAGCGGACGUGGCAGAUCGCAGUCACCCGGCGGAGGCCGAGGGAGAAGUCCUUCAAGACCCAACUCCCCGUCAGGAAAGCCUCGAGUGUGCAAGUUCUACAAACAAGGUCGUUGCGACCGUGGAGAGAAUUGCAAAUUCAUGCACACCGGAAAGCCAGGUGCCGCUGCUACACCCGACGGAAGUCAGAAGGGAUCUGCGCGCCCUGACAAGGGCAAGGACAAGAAGAAGAAGAAGGAACGCAAGGGCUCCAGGGCUAGCUCCAAGGGUUCUAAGGGAAGCAAGGGUUCGAAAGGAUCACAUGGCUCCGGGAACUCGAAGGGCUCAGCUCGAAGGAGGAGUGGCGGACCUUCUCUCCCUGCAGCAGUUUGCCUUCUAGGAGCAAUGAUGGCCGGCACGGCUUCCCAAGCCGACGCUUUUACUCUCCGGAAGGAUGAGUCGUACUGGCCCCCUCAGUGUUCCACUGACAUGCGUUUGGCGCUACCAGCAGUGUCUUUUGACAACAGCCCAAUGUACAUCAACUUCCCACUCAGAGAUGGAGAGCUUAAGUUCCCUGUUGAGAAUCCUCAGCGCAGGUAUGACAAGAAGUGGUCUGUUGACUACAUUCCCAAGCCAGACAAUCAAUCCACCAGAGAUGCACUUAUGGCCGCUCGCAUGUUGAGAGCUACGGUCAAAGACAGUCUGGAGGUUCAACUAUCAUCAGAAUCGCCACCCAUCGAAUGGAUUGGUGACACAGGGAGUGCUCAGGAUCUCAUCUCAGAGCGGGAGCUUGUGAAUCUGCAUCCGUACGAAUCGGACUGCCCAAUCAACAUUUGCACUGCGAAUGGACCGAGUUACGCAGGUGACAAGGUUUUCCUUGAUGUGAAGGAUAACGUUCCGUACUUGAAGUCUUGGAAGGAGGGUAUCGCUUGUCCUGCCCAUUCAAGACACGAGUCCACUCGGAUCGAUACGGAUGAUGCUGUUGAGACCAUCACCAACCCUGAACAGAUUGCCGCGCAACUUAUCCAGGAGCAGGAUUUCUCCCAUCAGGCAUGCUUGCGAUUGCUGAAGGUGAUUAAGUACCUUCUGUCCUAUCUUAAACAUCAUGGAGCGGAUGGCCCAAUAACAUCGAUUGCUGUCAAUCAGAACUCAGGCGUUAAAAUGCACAAGGAUGUCAACAAUCACCGUGAACACCUCAACUACACCAUUGCAGUCGGCGAUUUCACCGGAGGCGAAUUGUGGAUUCACGAUGACACCAUCCGGAAGGAUGAGCCAGGUUGCAUCAACAAGAUCGCCCCCACUGGUGCCAAACUGGGAGGUCGUUUGCACAGGUCGAAGUCGAAGAUCAUUUCCUUCGAUCCAAAGACUUUCCAUUGCGUCACUCCCUGGAAGGGCGAGCGUUGGAGCAUCACGGGAUACGUCAAUCGCGCUGUGCACAGGCUGGAUUCGCAUCAGCUAGAGAAGCUUAAGUCACUGGGGUUCUUGCUGCCGAAACAGAAGAACUUCCCUCCAGCAGUGCCUGCGGAAAUCGAUGAGGAGAUGACUCUUUACGAGUUAGCUACUAUGGAUCCUCCAGCUCCGGCCCCAGUGAGCCGAGCGUCCUCCCUCCUCCUCCGGAAGGAGAGAGGCAUGCUCCAGAUGGGGAUCCUGGUGAGGGUAGUGGUGGGGAAGGCAAGAGGUCGAGGUACGAACGUGUGCAACAAGGUCUCGCUGCCGAUGCCCUCGAGCGACCAGCGACGGAGUAAGGACAUCAUAGCCGAUUGUGAUGAAUGGCGUCAUGUACGCAAGCGCAACAAGAAGCUCAGCUUCAAAUGGGUUGGUCGUACUGAGUUCGACAUCCUUACCAAACCCCACACUUCGGAAGAAGCUGUUAAAGAUUUCCCAUGUAUGCCUACGGUUCCCAUGUCCAAUCAUCAACAUAGGGACAAGAUCCCUGUUUCCCGCGCUCUUACUGCCGAGCAAGUUCAGGAAGCUAUGGCUAUGGUUGCCAGGCCAGUAGGAAGAAAAGAGCUGUUAGCUGAUCCUCAGGCCCAAGCUUCUCUUGACGUUGAAUGGGAAAAGUUGAUGAAGAAGAAAGCCUGGGACAUGUCAUCUGUUCGUGAAUGGGAAGAAGUCUCUAAAGAGGCAGCCAAAAGAGGAAAGAAGGCCCACGUUGGCAAAAUCUUUGAAAUCUGCGUGGAAAAGGGCAGUGAGCUUCCUAAAGGGAAUCCCUUACGGAAGUUCAAGGGUAGGACCGUCUUUCAGGGCAACAAUGUGAAGGACGAGAACAAUGACACCGCUCUCUUUAGUGAGCUGGGCUCUAGUCCCGCCACCAUGGAAGCGGGUAAGGUUCUCGACGCCUAUGGCCAUGCCCCCGGCCACGAUGUGGAACAGGGGGAUGGUAAACAGGCGUACACGCAAACGACUCUGAAAGGCGCUGACACUUGGGUCAGGCUCCCACGUGAGCGUUGGCCUAAGGAGUGGGUCGGCAAGUUUAGGGACCCCGUCGUCCGCCUCAGAUUGGCUCUUUACGGGCACCCAGACAGCGGGGGCUUCUGGGAGCAACAUUGCGAAAAGCGCUUGCGGGAGGUUGGUUUUGAGCUCGUGUUUCCCGCUGCAUGGCCAUCUGUCUUUUAUCAUCCCACAUUGAAGCUUUUAUUAGCCGUGUAUGUAGAUGAUUUCAAGAUGGCCGGGCCAAAAGAGAACAAUCCAGAAGUGGAGAGCCUAAUCUACUCAAUGAAGUGGGGGUAUCACCUCGACCAGCUCAUCGAUGAGGCGCUCAAGCACCUUAACGAGGCGAGGGAUCACCACCCGGAAGGGGCGGCUACCCACAUCAUUUUUGGAUGGUCAGGAAACGAUGUAUGGGGCCAACACGGCUAUCAUGGCUACACUUGGCAUCUUCAGAGCAAGUUCACAAAGCGAACAGCCGAGGAGCUCGAGCAGAUUGACACUUGGCCUGCAAAGCAGAAGCUUCGUGUUGAUCGGGCGUGUGAGAGAGCGUGCAAGCUCCUCCACCGGACUGACGUCUCGGGUGUGUCUUUCUUGAUGGGCAGCCAUCACUCCUGUUUCUUCCCGGUCGGGGAGCUCUAUGACAGGUGCAUGAAGAAUCACGCCCGAGAUCUGAUGAGCGGAGGAUGCACCAUCAUUGACCCUGUGGAGCUCUAUGAGCAGACCAGCAGGCCUGAUGGCUUCCACGCUGACGCGUCGGAUCAAAAUCUGCAGAGCACCCUUAGGUGGCACGCGGCGAUGCUCCGCGGCAUACUCACAGAUUACCGCCUUCUCGCUGUUGAGCAGCAACUCAUCGCAAAUCAAAGAGAAGCCGUUUUUCAUGCACACUUUGUGUUGAACAAGCCCGAACCGUUCCUCACCGUGCCCCCUGCGUCCGGUAGAAUCCUUUCCAAGAUUGUCGAUUCACCGGACCCACCUCUGGCGAGGGAGGCAGAAGAGGAGAUUGUGUUGGCCGGUCCACUCCUGGCGGAGGCGGAGUACGAAGUUGUCGACGACGACUCGGCUCAGAGCUGCAAUCCGCAGCCCAUCACUGAGUUAGACUUUGCCAGGAAUGACACCAGGCCUGGCGCAGGUUGCGUCCUCGCGAUUGAAGACAGCGACCCGAUCAACGUGGUUGCUGAGGAACACCUCGUCAUGGCCAACCAAGCGGCAGAGGGCAUCACGCAGGAAGAACUCACCGCGGUCGCGGCUGAAGAGGAAAUUACCCUCCUCAGUCAAUUCGUGGAGCAGGAUGAUGAUCCAUAUGAGAAUGCCGACACCUACUCCUUGAAGAGAGCUGAAGUGGUCGCGCCUCCUUCUCCCGUGGUCGUCAUCAGUGACCCCGACGCCCCUCAGCCGAGCGAGGCCGUUUCUCAGGCACCCCUUGUCCCCAAGGCAAAGCCGAGGCCUCCCACGCUGCCGCGUUGGGUUACUGCCGAUCAGCUCCCCGAUCUGCCGGAUGAUUACCGUUUCCUCACGGAGAACGCCCGGGUCUGCUUGUCGAAGAAGAUGUCCUUCCUUGCCCGGGGAUUCGCCAAUCGGCGAGCGCCAGAAAUGGCGGUCCACAUCUCAGCCAGGGACAAUUCUAUUGAAUGGUCCGAAUUUUUCGAGAAGUUGGGAAUGAUGUGGAGAGGCCUCCGUGUGGAGCACGUGGUGGACGUCCUCAAAUCCACUCACGACAAAGUGCGGUUCGAAGUCAAGGUUGUCAUUAAACCCGACAGGGAGGUCCAGCUGCGUGCCUUUAGAGCGAUUCAGGGGCACGACGGCAUACUCCUCUCGGAAGAGACGGACGUGAUGGCACUGAACACCCACUCGCUCAACUUCCAUGAGUACCGGCACUACAUCACUGACAUGACAAGGCCGUACCAAAUCGCCCAUGAAGAGAACCUCACGGUUGAAGAUGAGAUCAUCAGGCUCGAGGACCUCAAGUUCGCCGACAACGCACCGCGGCCCGAGCCACUGGCGGAAGCCAAGUGGGGUUCCACGCUCAAGGUGUGGUUCUCCGCAAAGGGCAUCCGAGUGGAUCGAAAGCACCGCUCCGAGCUCGACCAUUUCAUCGUCCAGGAGCUUGUUUCCUUUCCCUGGUUUUACUGCACCAGUUGCCGUAAACAUUACAUCGAUGGAAUGAUUGAGUGCCAGUUCUGCGGCUCCAGAAUCGCAGCUGAGAGUGACAUGGCACAUGUUGCCGAACCCAGCAAACGACGCCUGGAGUCCUCCCGGAAGGGACGGAACAUCGACAUCAUGUCGAUCGCCCCCCGGCCGGGGUUGGCAAUGAACCGGCACCGUGCAGAGCGAGGAACGCGCGAAGCACAAGAUCAAAGUCUCCCUGCAGCAGUACGCAGCAAAUGCGUGAGCAUGAGAAAAUCGGCAAUGAAGAGGGGAGGCCAGUCGAUCGCUGACGCUCUCACCAAUCCCCUCGACGCCUACAAUUUUGCGUCCCGUGGUAUGGGUAUCACUUCAUUGGCCCAGCUGGACAUGUUCGCCCAUUUGCACAAUCCAGCACCCGGGGCUGAUGCCAACGAGAGGAGAGCAUUCGCUGGCACUCACCGGGCUGACGCCAGAGUCUCAAUCGCCUAUCGUCCGGGAGACGACCGAGUCUCAUUGGAUGAAGCUUUCUUUGUGGCCUUUCAGUCAAGGCUCUAUCUCAUUGAUGAGAUAUCCAUGAUCAUCUAUGCCACCCAGCAGUCCCCGGAAGGGCGACAGAGACCCUUCACGAUUCUCUCUUACGAUGGUGACUUGUUCACACCAAGGGUAGGCACCGUCUCAGAAGUGAUGGCGGAGGUCAGUCGUUUCUUCCAGGAUCAACUUCCCCUGAGCGGAAGCCGUCAGGAUCCUGCACCACGCCACGUGGACUUGGCUCGAUCUCUCCGCAUCCCUGACGGGUUUGCUUGCCUCGGUCAGACCCAAUUGAAUGAGCUGCUCCGCGAUACCAGGUUUUACCAGCGGUAUCUGCACUCCAACCGUGUCGAGCCGGAGUGGAUUCGUCCCACGAGAGCGUCCUCACUCGGAAUGAUGCGACCUCCUCCUCCUCCCACAGCUGAUCGCAGAAGCUCAGCGCCGGCCCGUCGCCCAGCGGAAGCUGAAGGCUACCGCCCACCGACAGCAAAGUACGGGCCUUCUAUGGGAGCGAGGGAGCGCACGCCGUCAAGGGCUACAUCGAGGGGCAGAUCUCCAGGUCUCAGCUCAGCAAUGCCUGCGAGGCCACCGCCACAGCGCAGGGCUUCGACCCCGCGGCCUCCGCCAGUGCGACGCCCGGGUUCCCCUGGAGAGGUGCGCACAUCCCGCAGACGCGUGGAUCCCACUGGACCAAGCAUGACGGAAGGAGAAUGGUUGGCCGAGAGGCGCAGCCGAGUCGAUGUCGAGAUUGGGAAAAGGCUCAGCAUUCUUCAGGAACUCUUUGCUGACCUUCCAGAGCACUACCCUUUCGACCAUGAUGGUGAUCUCAUCGACCCGACGCGGACGCGCUCGAGCACCUGGACCCUUCUUGACGGGUACUACUGGGCCAUGCUCAAGGCCCGGGAUGCGCACUGGGUGUCGGAAGAAGAGGUGGUGAACGCCCUUCCUGCUUGGGGAAACCCAGGGGGGAUCGUCGUCUACGACUACGACCACGUGUUGUGGUAUCUCAGAGGAUGGAAACACCACGUCACGAAUCCACACACUGGUGUGCAAGAGAGGCGGUACUAA
Symbiodinium natans is the source of this 8199-nucleotide messenger RNA. The record is from the annotation of a GenBank genome assembly. Lineage: Eukaryota; Dinophyceae; Suessiales; Symbiodiniaceae.